AUGUUGAACCCUGGUAUCUAUGAGAAUUUGAAGGCUCGAGAUAGUGCCGCUCCCUCGUCCCAUAGCGCAGAUACUAGUCUCCCUCAAUUUCGAACUCCCGAAGCAGCCGAAGUCCAUAUCCAGGAAUCUCCAGUUACAUACGAUCUUCCGUCGUCGUCGUCCUCUUCCUGGCCAGAUGAUCUCCAUCCCACGACUGUCCUAUUUCCCCGUGGAAAGGUCACCUUCAAAGUCACCUUCGACUUUGGUAAGAAAACCGUGCAUCCUACUCCAACCCAGCAAUCAACAAGAACCAUCGUAAAACGGUUUAUCCUGGACGCCAUGGGGAGCUUAAUUCAGAAUGUUGAGUUCAACAUUGAGUUCGAGAACGAUUGGAUUGGGAAGAAUACAGAGAUCACCUUUUCUGUGGUUGGGGGACAGGAGUGUCCUGCAGCGGGGUCUGCUCCUGGUCGGAGAAGUUUGAGGAAUAGGCGAAGUGAGGGUGAAGGGUCGAAUUGGUUGACAGAGUCGGUGAGCGGUACAAUGGGCAAGAGAAGUGGCUCUGGGUGUCAUGGUGGGAUGUUGGACAAAGGAGCGGGCACUUGGGUGUUGAAGAAUUCGAUGGAUAGACCUAUUUAUGGACCUGUACCUCAGCCAAAGGCAGGCGGAAAGUAG
Lentinula edodes (shiitake mushroom) is the source of this 651-nucleotide messenger RNA. RefSeq lists its product as uncharacterized. The record is from RefSeq and is a predicted model, not a curated record. The coding region runs from base 1 to 651 and encodes 216 amino acids. The transcript has a single exon. NCBI's taxonomy places the organism in Eukaryota, Fungi, Basidiomycota, Agaricomycetes, Agaricales, Omphalotaceae.